AUGCCUCAAGUCCUGGACCGAGAAAAGUGGGGGGCGGAGAGCCCUUACCACUUCAUCACCUACGAGUCCGCGAGGUACCUAGAUGCCACAGCGCAAGACGACCUCAGCAUCAUGACCAUUGAGGACAUGUGCGACUCGGAAGUCGCGUCCAAGUUUACCGACUGUUUGGAAGCCCCUCGGAGCAUCAUUGCCAACCUCGACGAGCUGGAUGCGAAGCGCCGUGAUAUCCGAAAGCGGAUCAUCCAGGAUCUAACCGACUCUGACGACGCCGAUCCUGAUGGUCUCACUCGUGCAAUGUCCAACAUGCUGCCAUUGUGGGGAGACACGAGCGCCUUCUCCAAAUCGACCGUCAAAGAUUUGAACGAGUACAAGACUUCACUCUCCUCCGAGGGCAUACAACCCAUCCUCAAGCUACUCUCCGGCAGCUUGAUUCGCCGCAAGCACACCUCCCAUGGCCGGGAUGGUGGACCAUUGAACGACCUCCUGCCCAUCCAGCCGACACCCGUUUGGGUCACUCUGAACCUGGAAACCAAGGCAUGGUAUCAGCAAUUCAAGAAGAACAAUAAGAAACACAACUUUGCGACAAAGGAGCGCAUGGCUCUUCGCUUUGGGCCCGAGAUUGCACCCGGUGGUGUUUACGACCACGACAAGUGCCCAGAAGUUAUCGAGGCCAUGUGUCAGCGUAUUCUCGACGACUUUGCCAAGGCAGGAGACGAGCCUCCCGAGGCACGAGGCAAAGUAGUCAUCACCAUCAAGUGGACGUCUGGUCUGUCGUUGCUUCUGGCUCACAUGUCCAAGUUCGGUCUCUUCGCCAUGGUCAUGACUGGCGAGCACACUGCCGACGAGCGUCAUCUGAAGCAACAGCCGUUUCAGGCGCCUGAGCCUCACAUGUCGGAGCCAGUGGCGGUUCCCUCAAAAGACGGACUCCGCUUGGAGGUCUUGCCUCCAGUACCGUGCAACAUUUUCAUCCUAUCAGAAGUCGGUCUACAUGGAAUCAAUCUCACCAAUGCCACUUCGAUUCACCAGCUCGACUCGCCGUGGUCGUGGUCGGCUGUCGACCAGACAAUGGGUCCGCCAAUCGAAUCGGACAGCAACGCCGAGUCAAGUUCUUCCUCUACUACACCGAGGACACGGUCGAGCCCCUGA
Molecule: messenger RNA, 1146 nt
Organism: Vanrija pseudolonga
Lineage: Eukaryota; Fungi; Basidiomycota; Tremellomycetes; Trichosporonales; Trichosporonaceae
Exons: 1
Coding region: 1-1146 (381 amino acids)
Source: RefSeq, a predicted model, not a curated record